AUGUUGCCUGAUCAACUUCUCCUGGAAACUCUAUUUCUGUCGCGCAGGGUUUCAAAAGGGAUGAGAUAUAGUAUUGAGGCUCGCCGAAGAACACUAACGAUGCCUCCAAAACGGGAGCAAAAGAAGGAAACGGAGUCGUUGACUGGAGUUAUAGUGGUGGAUUCAUAUGAUCCACGUUUUGCCCCGCUAUCACCUACGAUUGGACCAUGGUGUCUUCAACCCAUUUGUAAUGUGCCUUUAAUUGAUUUCACCUUGUCAUGGAUAAUGCGAACCGAGGUUCGAAAAGUUAUGCUUGUCGUAUCAGAAAAGAAUGCGCCAUAUUUGGAGAAAGUCGAAAGGCAAUGGAAACAUUGUUUUGAGUCUUUAUCUGUAAUAUCUUGCAAAAACGCAAUGAGUGUUGGCGAUGCGUUGAGAGAAGUGGAUACUCGAGGAUUACUAACGGGUGAUUUCUUGCUGAUUUCAAAUCCUGCAACUUUUACUUCAUCUACUCUUCGAGCUCAAAUAGCUGCCUAUAGGGAACGACGUAGAGAAAAUAAAAAUAACGUUAUGACUGUGAUUUACUCGGACCUCAAAACUCCCAAAAAUGCUGUUGUUGGUAUUGAAAAGACGACGAAGAAGCUGAAAAUCUACCACAAACAAGAAGAUCCCACUCAAUUGGAUAUCGAUAAGCCCCACUUCAUCGGAGAUACUGUCAUACGUCGAGAUAUCGUUGAUAGCGGAAUUGCAAUAUGCUCAUUGAAUAUUUCGGCUCAGUUUAGCGACAAUUUUGAUUUUCAACAUAGAGAUGACGUUAUUAGGGAAAUUCUAGUCAAUGAAGAAAUACUACUGCAGAAUAUUCAUGUUGAAGUACUUCCAGCCUCUGAGGCUGCGCUUAGUGUCACUGAUUACUGUUCACUGUUACUUAUAAGUAAUCUUCUUAUGGAACGGUGGUUUUAUCCAUUGGUGCCUGAUAGAAUGACAUGUGAGGAUUGUUGUGGUUUCAACGCUUUGCCUGGUAAUGUAUAUGUAGCUGUUGAUGAACAAGAUUUUGGGAGAUUGUCGCCAGUAGGAAGUGUUUGCAAACGUGCUUUCAACACGACCUUCGGCAAUAAAUGUGAUGUGCACGAGUCAGCUAUAGUCAGUUGUUCAACUAUUGGACGGGCUAGUCAUAUCGGAGCAGAUAGCGUUGUUAUAAACUGCAUAGUGGGUGAAAAUUGCGUGAUCGGUGCAAACUGUCGUCUUGAAGAGUCCGUAAUUGGGAAUGGUGUUUGCAUACCAGAUGGAACUCAACUACAAAAGUAUUCCGUCAUAUCAGCCGAAGUUUCUUACCCUGCCGGUAUGGAUCUACCUGCCAACUGCGCCUUAUGUUCAUGUCGACCUCACGAAGAUUUUGAUGAAACUAUCAAGUGCAAGGCCAUCAAGGAUGUCCACAUUUGGACGCUCGCCAGUGGCGGACCUUUCUGGACUGUGAAUGGUCGAAAGGCUGACUCAGGGAAUGGAAGUGUAGGCGAUGAGAAUGAAGUUGAUGUGGGCACAGAGAGUGAAUCAGGUGAACCAGCUGAGUUGGACGCAACUGCGCAGUUUUACGAGGAAGUCGCCGAAAGCAUGGAGAGGAUUCAAGGCUUUACAUUCAGUGAUCAGCAGAUGCAUAAUUUAAUACUUGAAAUCAACUCGUCAAAGCUUGCUUACAAUAUAUCAAUGGAAGAUGUUGCUAAAUAUGUGUUCUCCGCAUUCUUAGCUCUCCCAGGAAAUGAGACCUGGAAAGGUUUGAAAGAACUCUGCAGUAAAUGGAUCUUGUUAUUCAAAAACUAUUAUAAACCAAAGAAAAGCCAAGUGCAGCUAUUAUUGGCGAUAGAGGAACGAUACAAAGAGAGCCCUGAGGAAUUUGGUGUGAUGAUUGCGCGACUGGUGCAUUUUUUGUACAACGAUUUAGAUGUACUAGAGGAAGAUGCUAUUCUGGAAUGGACGAGUUCAAUAGAUGAGAGCUCUGAAUUAAACCGAAUAAUGAAACCGAUCGUUGAGUGGUUACAACAGGAUAGUGAUGAAGAUGAAAGCGAAGAAGAAUGA
Molecule: messenger RNA, 2046 nt
Organism: Necator americanus (New World hookworm)
Lineage: Eukaryota; Metazoa; Nematoda; Chromadorea; Rhabditida; Ancylostomatidae
Exons: 18
Coding region: 1-2046 (681 amino acids)
Cellular component (GO): eukaryotic translation initiation factor 2B complex
Molecular function (GO): guanyl-nucleotide exchange factor activity; translation initiation factor activity; translation initiation factor binding
Source: RefSeq, a predicted model, not a curated record